GCGUGUUGAUCAUGCCCUGGAGCGAAAUGUGCCGCCAAAGUUCUAAGCGCUCGUAUCGCAGUAGACCGCCUAUUCGAGUGCCGCUGGGUGUCCGGUUGGAGCACAGACGUCAUGUACUGAUAGUCGGUGAAAUGAGAAGCUGCAGUUUGCAAAGAGCGUCACUCUGAUAAGUAUGGAUCCGCCGGAAGAGUGUCGCCCAGCUGUCCCAAUGCUGUGGAACGCGAACAACCCUCAAACCUCGCCGUUCGUCGCGAACGUAACUGUCAACCCGUUCCGUAGCAUGUCUGGGCCUACAGGGAGAGGGCGUGAGUGCGGACCGGGCCUAAACGUUGAUGCGUCUACCGCCGAUACGCUCCCAGCAGACCAUUGGUUCGACGAGAGCUGGCUGCCCUAUGAGCAACUCGAAGAUCUGUGAAAAGGAACAACUAGUCGGAGGCCGUGGAAGCAGAAACGAGUAUGUCGCGCGGCAUGCGUCUACCAUACCGUGGAGCGGGGCGGGUAUCAGCACAUGGGCCUCCCGGGACGCGGGUCCGGAGCGCCUGCGCCUUCCCGACGCGGUCCUCUGCCUAUGGAAUCGAGGUUCAUCAACCCGUUCGAGGCGGCUCGGGACAGGGACCACAUCACGGCUUUCAUCUCGGGCAUAUAGGAGGUGAAAUUGGUGGAGCGUACCUUCAUGUCCUUAGACCACGAAUAGGACAAUGAGGCUGCCGGUUAAUGAAACGUGAGACGAGUGUGGCGGACUCGCACAUGCCGAUUGCCGAGUAUAGGUUUGCUUUAGGCCUUUUAUUUUCAUGUGAUGGUGCCGAUCAGUGGAGUUGGCGAGUUCAGGUGAAUCAAGCGGCGCGUCCUGCUGGGUGAAUCGAAGAGCAUCGUAGCUCGAUGUGCAAUUCCGUGUCAUCGUGAUGUCU
Coniophora puteana RWD-64-598 SS2 is the source of this 908-nucleotide messenger RNA. RefSeq lists its product as uncharacterized. Lineage: Eukaryota; Fungi; Basidiomycota; Agaricomycetes; Boletales; Coniophoraceae. The coding region runs from base 333 to 653 and encodes 106 amino acids. The transcript has a single exon. The record is from RefSeq and is a predicted model, not a curated record.